Messenger RNA from Macadamia integrifolia, 2446 nucleotides. RefSeq names its product serine/threonine-protein kinase PBL27. Gene Ontology annotation, molecular function: ATP binding; protein kinase activity. Gene Ontology annotation, biological process: protein phosphorylation. The record is from RefSeq and is a predicted model, not a curated record. Bases 299 to 1837 code for a protein of 512 amino acids. Lineage: Eukaryota; Viridiplantae; Streptophyta; Magnoliopsida; Proteales; Proteaceae. The transcript is spliced from 5 exons.
CUUUACCUUUCUCUCUUGUUUCUCUGCUUUUUCUAUCUGUCUUCCGGAUUUGUUGAUCUGCUGCUUCUCAGCGAUGAUGAUUUUUCCUUCCCUGUUUGGGUGACUGUAAGAUGUUACAGUUUGAGCAAGUUUCUUCACUGAAGAUCGCUCAAGGAAAGAGAGAAGAAGGAAUUAGGUGUUGGAAUUAUUGGACGGUUUCAAGAAAAUGAGGAGUGGUUGUUGAGUUGAAGAUCAAGGUGUUUUAGUUGUUUUGUUUCAUUUUUUGAUUUUUACUCUUUCUGGGUUGUUUCGAUUUGAGAUGGGCGGGUGUUUUCCCUGCUUUAGAUCAUCUAACAAAGAGGGUAACGGUGUGAAAGAAGUUGCAAAACAGGAUUCUGUAAAGGAGGGUUCAGUUGCUCAAUCUCAUCAUCUGAGUAGAGUCAGUAGUUCAGAAAAGUCAAAAUCUAGGAGUGAUUCUAAGAAGGAAAUCUCAAUUCCUAAGGAUGGGUCAACUGCUCAUAUUGCUGCACAGACUUUUACCUUUCGAGAGCUUGCUGCUGCCACUAAGAACUUUAGGCAAGAUUGCCUUUUGGGGGAAGGAGGAUUUGGGCGAGUAUACAAGGGUCGGUUGGAGAGCACUGGACAGGUAGUUGCUGUGAAACAGCUUGACAGGAAUGGACUUCAGGGAAACAGAGAAUUUCUGGUGGAGGUUCUCAUGCUUAGUCUCUUGCAUCAUUCUAACCUUGUCAACUUGAUUGGUUAUUGUGCCGAUGGAGACCAACGCCUCCUUGUUUAUGAGUACAUGCCAUUGGGAUCGUUGGAGGAUCAUUUACAUGAUGUUCCACCAGACAAGGAGCCUUUAGACUGGAAUACAAGGAUGAAGAUUGCUGCCGGUGCAGCCAAGGGCUUAGAGUAUCUACAUGAUAAAGCAAAUCCCCCUGUCAUUUACAGGGACUUCAAGUCUUCUAACAUCCUUCUUGAUGAGGGGUAUCACCCAAAGUUGUCAGAUUUUGGACUUGCAAAGCUUGGUCCUGUUGGAGACAAGACUCAUGUCUCCACACGAGUGAUGGGAACUUAUGGCUAUUGUGCUCCUGAGUAUGCUAUGACCGGCCAACUCACUUUGAAAUCUGAUGUGUACAGUUUCGGUGUUGUCUUCCUUGAGUUGAUCACAGGGCGCAAGGCAAUAGACAACACACGGGCUCCGGGAGAGCACAAUCUCGUUGCAUGGGCCAGACCACUUUUCAAGGAUCGUAGGAAGUUCCCCAAGAUGGCUGACCCUUUAUUGCGAGGCCAUUAUCCAAUGAGGGGACUUUACCAAGCUCUAGCUGUCGCAGCCAUGUGUUUGCAGGAGCAAGCUGCCACACGGCCUCUAAUAGGAGAUGUUGUGACUGCUUUGACAUAUUUAGCAUCCCAAACAUAUGAUCCAAAUGUGGCUUCUGCCCAAAGUAACAGAGUUGGUCCAUCAACUCCUAGGCUCAGGGAUGACCGAAAGAGCAUGGGCAGUGGGACUGACAGCCAAGAUGAAGCUGGACGUGUUGCUCGUCAUUCUCAAUCGUCCCACCAGAAUUCUCCUGAUAGGAGACACAGAGACCCUCUUCGGGGAGUGAACUUAGGUGCAGAGACUGGAAGGGGUGAAUCCAGUGGUGGAUCUGGAAGGAAGUGGGGUUUAGAUGAAUUGGAAAAGCAGGAAGCUCAGAGGGAUAGCCCUGUUCAUGCAAGGGAAACACCAAGGAAUUUCAACCGAGAUUUUGAUAGAGAGCGUGAAGUUGCAGAAGCAAAAGUAUGGGGUGAGAAUUGGAGAGAGAGAAAGCGAGCGAAUGCCAUAGGUAGCUUUGAUGGCACAAAUGAGCAACCAUGAGGUAAUGUUCAAGCCUAAACCCUGAUUCAUCUUGCUUUGGGUCUGAAAACACAACAGGUUGCUUCCAAAAAACCAUUCUUUAGAAAAACAAAAAACAAAAAAAGAACAGGGAGAAGUGGUUGCGAGCCACUACAUUUUCUGUUUGGAUUUCGAUCUCUCCCAUGGAAUAAGGGUGCACUUGUCCAACUCGACAGUUGCGGCUUGUCCUCUAUCAUUUAUAGCUAAGUAUCGAAUCAGAUGCCCCUGGUUACAUCAAUCAUAUUGAAUUUGAGCAGAAUUUUUACCGUUUGGUGUGGGGAAAGGAGGAACUAGUGAAAGACCAUCUGGAAGCAGGAAGGUUAUUCUUGUGGGACUUGUGCAGGUAAAUCCAGCAUAGAAUGUUAACUGUGCAGCUUGUUGGACUUUGCAUGUAUGGAUUUCUCAUAGCUUAGGGUACAAAAGGAAGCUUGGAAGAUAUGUAUUAAAUUUGCACAAAUAUUCUGUAAAGGGGGAGAGGGUUAUGGGUUUUGUAUGGGUGUCUCAUUUUUCAGCCCUUAUAUUUUUGGACCAUCUUGUUGUAUGGAUUUUUGAGUCAUAUUAUAGGUUUAUACAAAAGGUUUGAUUACCAUA